Molecule: messenger RNA, 876 nt
Organism: Capronia epimyces CBS 606.96
Lineage: Eukaryota; Fungi; Ascomycota; Eurotiomycetes; Chaetothyriales; Herpotrichiellaceae
Exons: 1
Coding region: 1-876 (291 amino acids)
Biological process (GO): dolichol-linked oligosaccharide biosynthetic process
Cellular component (GO): UDP-N-acetylglucosamine transferase complex
Source: RefSeq, a predicted model, not a curated record
AUGCUCGACAUCGGUCUCAGUCUCUCGUCGACCCGCCAACUUAUGCUCAUAGUCUCCGCUACGACUUUCCUGCUUCUCACUGUCGCCUUCUUCCGCCUCAUCUCGGUGCUAUCUCGAGAACCUCCGUCGCCACGUCCACGCCGCUCUGCCCUCGAUCCAACACAUGUUCUGAUUGUCCUGGGCUCUGGCGGCCACACAGCGGAGAUGCUGAACAUCCUCUCCCAAACUCCACAUUUGCAACUCGACUUCACAUAUCGCACCUACGUGGUCAGCUCGGGCGACGAUUUUUCCGCGCUGAAAGCUCACGAUUUCGAAAAGUCACUGCUCUCCAACCUCGAAACUUCAGGCAUUAGUAUCCCUGAGGGGACGGGGACGAAUUACGACGUCGUAACUGUCUAUCGCGCUAGGAAAGUCCAUCAAAGUCUCCUGACCGCUCAGAUAUCAAGUCUGCGGUGUCUGUGGGACUGUUUUGCCGUGCUGAGAGGCACGCAUCGCGACAUCGGCCCCCAACGUCGAACACGGGCUACUCGCUUAUACCCAGACUUGAUUCUUACUAAUGGGCCCGGAACGGGAGUCAUUGUCAUUCUGGCCUCGAUCAUUCUACGCUUCUUCGGGUCCAACAGCCGGGCCAAUUCGUGGUGGCAAUCUACAAAGCAAACUGUACACUCGGCCGGAUCCCGCGAGCGACAAAAUGUCUCAUAUACGCAAGCCGGCCAGAUGCGCAGCAUUUUCAUUGAAAGCUGGGCGCGCGUCAAGUCGCUGAGUUUGAGUGGCCGCCUUUUAAAACCCUUUGUGGACCGGUUUGUUGUGCAGUGGCCGCAGCUGGUUGAGGAGGGAGAGUCCAGGGUAGAGUAUAUUGGACCUUUGAUAACAUAG